UCGCGCCGACUGCGCAUGCUCGCUAUCACUUGAGCCGCCAUGGGAGUUUGACAAGGCCUCUCCAAAGGACAUCUCCCCGCCAUGGAGGCCCAGUGUUCCCAGCUGCUGCCGGCCGUCUGCACGGUCCUGGCCGACCCUGGCUGCCCUCUUUCGGACGACACCUCCUUGGAGAAGCUGCUGGACUGGUUCCAGGCCUUGACCCGCACAGGCUCCAGCCUCCUGCUCUUAGAGGAGAAUCCAUGCUUGACUGAGAUGAUCCUUGCGGUGCUUCGGCAAGAGGAGCCCAGCCCCAACAUCCUUUCCUUCGUCCUGCGACUGACGGGGAUCCUUGCUGCCUCUGAAACCAGCUUCCAGCACCUGCAGCAGGGGGAAGUGGUCUUUGGGGCCUUUGGAGAAGCGGGAGCUCUUGGCAGUCCCUUGUGGGAGGACAUGACCAUCCGGAGCGGCUGGGUCACGGGCGUCUACACCAUGCUGCAGCACUACAGCGCCUUCCAGUUCCUCUGCAACUCAGGAGCCCUGGAUGUGAUCUUCACGCUUCAAGGAGACCGCAGUCUGUUUGUGGCUUCCGGAGCCAACCGGCUUCUUGCCCGUCUCCUCAUCUUCUCUGUCCAGUCUGAACCCUCUCGCCUGCUCUGCGCAAAGGACUGCGACUGGCCGGCUUGCGCGCGAAUGAUCGCAGCACGCGCAGAGGAUUCGCUGAAAUCCCGCUCUGCUUCCCGCGUCACACAUUCCUUGAAGCUCUUGACAACACUGUUUGAACACAGCCAGGACCCAUGGACGGAAGUCCUCUGGUCACGGAUGGCAGAGACCGUGGGGUCCCUUUUGACGGAGGAGCCUGUCCAAGCUGGGCACUCACUGGUGGAUCUCUUCCUCAGCAUGGCAAGGUCCCCUGCCUUUAGCAAUCCGGAGUGCAGCCUUUGGAAACUGGUGGCACUUGCUCUGAAGAACCUGAGCCCCACUCAGUCCGGCCCUCUGGCCUUAGGACUCCUGAAACUUGAAGCAUGCCCAGAGGCUAUUAAGAAGCAGGCGCUGAACACUCUUCUCCUGUCAAUGGACUGCAUCUCGAGAGCAGCUUCCUACUCCUUGGAAUUUCCAAGUUUGUGGGAUCGGCCUCCUCGCUGUACUGCCACCUCAGUGGAGCCCCUUCUCUCCUCCAGAGCAUCAUGCAUCAGCCUCCUGUGCCAGACCUUGGCUCACCUUGAGGAGAUCCAGGGCUUGUCUUCCACCCCAGUGGACGUUCCCCACAAGCCUUUGCUGCGCUCCUUGGUGACGGUGCUGCAGUUCUGUGUGGGCCUUGCUGUCCCUGUCUCUGCUGUGGGAGCCACGUUGGGCAAGACCCUGAUUGGUUGCUUCCGGGUUCAGCGGGCAGCCCUUGGGCUCCUUGCGGCACUCUCUCAGUGGGCAACCUCAGUUUGUGAUGAAGACAUCGACCAGGUCUUUGACAUCCUUCUUGUCUACUUGAAGAGUCCAGAUACCAGCCCUACUGUUCUGAAGAAGACCUUUCAGGCAACACUGAAGUGGGUUCUGAACACCUUGGAGCCACACGGAUCGACUGCUGACUUCCAACGGCAUCAGCAACUUUUCAGAGAUAUUUUUGCUGUGUUACAAAAACGCAUGUGCAGCCCCAGCUGGGAAGUGCGUGACUCGGCCUUGGAGUUCCUCACAUUGGUGAUGAAGGACUUGAAAGGGCAGCAGUGGUUCUGGGAAGCGCUGCUCUCGUGUGAGGUGCCAGCUCUUGCAGAGAGCCUCCUCGACGACCCGGAGAGCUACGUCCGAGCAAGUGCUGUGAAGGCCUUGGGGCAGUUUUCCCUCAUGGUCGCCGUUGACUCACAUGGCAGUGGGGAUUGCAAAGAGGCUGGUGGUGUUGGCGCUCGCUUGCUGCAAAUCUUGACCACGGACACCGAAGGCUUCCCUCGCAGAGCCGUGAUUGGCGUCUUCAUUGACUGGCUACGGGAGGGCCACCCGGACAUCUUAUCCGCCCCUGAGCCGUUCGUUUCCGACGUGAUGCAAGCCGUGAGCAGGGACUUGGACUGGGAAGUCAAGGUUUCCGGCCUGGAGCUGGCGGAGGCUUUUGCCGCCCAAACGUUUGCGCGGUUUGGGCUUGCCAAGUGUCCGUACACCACCGAUUGCUUGCCGUCCGGCAGCGUGCCUUCCCACCUUCCCGAACUGAUGCAGAUCUUCUCUAGAGUGAAGCUGUUUGAGUUCCUGUUCAGAGCCCUUCAGGACUGUGACCGGCCGGUUGCACUGAAAGCCUGCCGAGUCCUCCUUGCCGUGAAACCAAGGAUUUGUAAAGACAGCUGCACGGAACGGGAGAAGAGCUUAGAACAGAACGGGGGAGCUCGGCCCGAGGAAUUGCCCGGGGAUGCAUCUCCUUCUUCAUUGAUCCAUACCAUUGGGGAGUCUUGUGAGCAAUUUCUACGGGAUCCUGAGUCCCUACCCACAGUUUUAAAGUCAAUGGACCUGGAGGCCUUGGAAAGAUCUCUGGAUCUCAGUAGCGAUCACUUGGAGCAGAGCCCCCAGUCCCUCUUGCAGGACAUCCUCUCGGCCUCAGGGCACGUAGAAGAGAACGAAGCAGACUGCUACUGAUGUCCAAGCCGUGGCUCGGAGAUCUCCAGCUUGAAGGGCUGGCUGCUUUUCGGAACCUUGUUGCCUCUAUGGAGGGCUGCGUUCAAACAGCUUUCCUCUGUCCCCGAGAGGACAAAGGGCUACUUUGUAAAGAUGGACACUCCCAGUGAAGGCUUUCCUAGCAGAGUCGUCUCCAUGUGUCGGAAUCGCUUUGUGAAUCUCCUCUGAGAGGAGCUGAGUAACAUUCAUAAGAACAUUCGGAGACAAAUAGGACAUUCCCUCUGAAAAUCACAAA
Molecule: messenger RNA, 2860 nt
Organism: Anolis sagrei ordinatus
Lineage: Eukaryota; Metazoa; Chordata; Lepidosauria; Squamata; Anolidae
Source: RefSeq, a predicted model, not a curated record